AAACAUUAUGAAUUGGUGCUCUAUAAAGAAUGAUUGAUAAACCAGUAGAACUUGGCAGGAGGUCUGGAGUUAUCAAAGCAGGACAGGCUAUUGUAUAAACCUUUGAACCUGUGUCAUAGUAUAAUUACACCAGAAACAACAUGCAUAACCCACCACAAGAGGGCGCAGGUGUGUCAGCUUUAGUCGAUGACCCUUCAUGCAGACUGUCUUAAAACUCCACACAAAGGAACUUGAUGAUUGACUUGUGUGACUGGAGCUGUUGAAGGCUCACAUGAAUAAGCACAGUCAAAGUUUGAUGGUUGACCUUCCGUUAGCUGCGUGAAUCUCACAAAGAAAUAUCAAUGGAUACAUUAGCUUUAUUUAUCGUCUCUGUGUCUUUUACAGGUUUAACUAGUGGAGUUGGUUUGUUGCCAGAUGGUCCUCUGAAUGGAGCUGUUGGAGGGACAGUGAUGUUUACCACAGUGAAUCCACCAGAGAGUCCAUUUGUAUCAACUAACUGGAGGUUUGGGGACAAACAAAUAAUCGUUUCAAAUAUUCAAAACAACACUUUUCCUGAAUAUGAGGGAAGAAUCACCUUCUUCCCCUCUACUGGAUCUCUGGAGCUCAGGAGUCUGUCUCUCAAUGACAGUGGAGAAUACAUAGUCAGGAUUAUAACUACGAGUGAGUUUGAAGGCAGAACCACACUGAGAGUUUAUGAGAGAAUAUCAGAUCCUUUCAUCACACAAUCACCAAAGGAGGCAAUAGAGGGGAACUCUGUCAACUUAACCUGUGAUGCUGCUGGCUCCGUGUUUACCAGAAAGUGGAUGAAGGAUGGAUCUGAUCUAACUCAAGCUGACAUUAUACUUUACGAUAACAACAGAGUUCUGUCUUUUCAACGUCUAAAAAAAACAGACAGAGGAGAAUAUUCCUGUAAUAUCAGCAACCCCAUCAACUCCAUGGAAGCUAAACACGUCUUGGUUGUGAACUACGGACCAGAACACUCAAAUCAAAGGCCAGCAUCACAUAUCUUUGGGAGACACCUUCACAUUAACCUGUGAGGCCGAGUCUGAACCACCUGCAAACUUCACCUGGUUACUGAAUGGGACAGAGAUACUCAAUUCUCCUGAGUACACUAAAAAGAACGCUGAAGCGUCCGACAGUGGAAACUACAUCUGUCAAGCAAAGAA
Labrus bergylta (ballan wrasse) is the source of this 1166-nucleotide messenger RNA. Lineage: Eukaryota; Metazoa; Chordata; Actinopteri; Labriformes; Labridae. The record is from RefSeq and is a predicted model, not a curated record.